This is a messenger RNA of Exaiptasia diaphana, 1800 nucleotides long. Its product is annotated as testis-specific serine/threonine-protein kinase 1. NCBI's taxonomy places the organism in Eukaryota, Metazoa, Cnidaria, Anthozoa, Actiniaria, Aiptasiidae. Bases 38 to 1768 code for a protein of 576 amino acids. Gene Ontology annotation, biological process: protein phosphorylation; microtubule cytoskeleton organization; intracellular signal transduction. Gene Ontology annotation, cellular component: cytoplasm. The transcript is spliced from 5 exons. Gene Ontology annotation, molecular function: tau-protein kinase activity; protein serine/threonine kinase activity; ATP binding. The record is from RefSeq and is a predicted model, not a curated record.
UCCCUGGGAACAAAAGAUCUGAGAUAUAAAAAUAGGAAUGACCUCAAGAUACAGCGUGCCAGGAAAAGGCGCUAUAAAGCUGGUCAAAAAGAAUGAUACAUGGGUACCGAAAAAACAACGACAUAAAACAACGUUAGAAGUUCAUGGAUAUACUAUCUCUUCUAAUCUUGGAGAAGGAGCCUUUGCAAAAGUAAAACUUGCCAAGUCAAGUAAACACAACUGCAAUGUUGCCAUCAAAGUUAUUGACAAGCGUAAAGCUCCUAAGGAUUAUAUCUAUAAGUUUUUACCACGAGAGAUUCAGAUAAUGCAUCGUUUAAAUCAUCCCAACAUAAUAAAACUGUACGAAGCCAUCGAAACAGAAAUCAAAGUUUACCUUAUCCUAGAACUAGCGGARGGUGGAGAUUUACUUGAAUAUAUCAAUAAUAAGAAUACAGUUGGAGAGGAUGAGGCGCGCGCCCUGUUUUGUCAGUUUAUGGCAACGAUGGCGUACUGCCACAAAGAAUCAGUAGUCCAUCGUGAUCUAAAAUGCGAAAACAUUCUUCUUGAUGACAAGGGACGCAUCAAAAUAACAGAUUUUGGUUUCGCAACAAAUACCUACUCAAGUCCGUUCCUGAAAACAUUUUGUGGUUCAUAUGCCUACUGYAGUCCUGAAAUCCUCCGCGGUGAGAGGUACAAGGGCCCCGCUUCUGACGUCUGGAGUAUGGGUGUGGUUCUUUACGCCCUCGUCUGUUCCCGUCUGCCCUUUAGUGACGAUGAUCUGAGAUUUAUCAUCAAAAAGGAGCCACGAAAGUUAAAAUUCUCUAAGAAAACAAGCCAAGCCUGCCGAGAUUUGAUAAAGAGAAUGUUGACCAUGGACGAAAACAAGCGUCCUACCGCUGAACAGCUGCUUCAAGAUCCCUGGGUCAAGGAAGAACUCAGGGAAAACCYUGAUUUAGCUUACCUUGGCCAUAGAGAUUCACCACCAUCACGYAUGAACCCCCCUCCACCCCCUCCCCCACCUAUAAAUGAAUAUGAAGAAGAAAUCUUCCCACAAAACAUGACUCCAACACGCGGCAGCACUAAAACGGUGAGCUGUCUGACGUCUCCAAUAGUAUCUUUACCCGUCACUUUAACAUUCGAUAAAGGACGGCGAAGACACACCCUAGCAGGUCAUCAGUACGACAACCCUAAGAGACGUGUUUCUUUAAGAGACGAACUGCUUAGGACUAUUGCAGCCAAGGAAAUGCGGUCAAAAUCCUCACAGAUGCUUGCAGACGUGCAGCGCAAAUCCAUGUCAUUAGAAAAUGUGAAGAAAAUGAACGAGUCAAAACAUGUCCGCCGCAGCUCAUUGGUUCAUGACAUCAUAAAUAUUGACCAUGAAUCAACAAGAGAWCGAAGAAUGUCAAUGACAAACCGCAAGCCUUCUUUGUUAACGGAUGUCACCUAUAACACCCCUACUUCCAAGCCUUCCCCCAGAAGAUUACAGUUUUUACUCAGUGGAAAUAGCAAGAAGGAGGUARUCAUGACGGCAGAGGAUAUUGGUGGACGAUGUGAAAGAGAGAAAGAGCUCAGGGCAUUGAAGUUUUCUAAAGCCGGGAAUGCAGCUCGCAUGGCAGCAAAGGAAGCUCAUAAUGAGCAUGAAAAACAAACACUUGCAACAACAGAACUUCAGACUCCCCAUGUAGAAGAAGAACAAACUACUAGGCUUGAAAAAUGGCGCUUGAAAUGCAUGAGACUUCUUAAUAAAAAAGCACUGAUCGGAGAAAAAUUCACUUUCAAAUUGGUAUAAAAAGGAGUCAUUGUAUUGUCAAUUUUUUCCUU